This is a messenger RNA of Rhinolophus ferrumequinum (greater horseshoe bat), 7606 nucleotides long. It is a transcript of the gene MTX3, whose product is annotated as metaxin 3. Bases 150 to 1148 code for a protein of 332 amino acids. The transcript is spliced from 9 exons. Gene Ontology annotation, biological process: mitochondrion organization. The record is from RefSeq and is a predicted model, not a curated record. Gene Ontology annotation, cellular component: SAM complex. NCBI's taxonomy places the organism in Eukaryota, Metazoa, Chordata, Mammalia, Chiroptera, Rhinolophidae.
UGCGACAGGCUGGCUAGGCCGGGUACCCGCGGCUUGCAGCGAUUCCCCGCGGCGCUGCCGGGCCCAGGCGGGCCGGGGAGCUGCUCCCUGCAGUCAACGAAUGAGUUACAACCUGGCCUGUGACUCCAGCGAGACCUGGCGGGAGACCUAUGGCUUCUUCUCUUGGCUCCAUGUUAUUCUCAGCCUUGCAAAGCUAUCUGAGCAUUGGAGUGAAAGCACAAAGCAGGGGGCGUGCGCGCCCCGCUCUGCAAACCCUGGAUCCUUUGGGGAACAAGGUUCCCAAAAGCCAGGCUUACGCCAAAUUUUCUGGUGCACCCUUGAAAGUCAAUGUCAUAGAUAACACCUGGAGAGGUUCAAGAGGAGAUGUACCAAUUUUGACAACUGAAAACAACAUUGUUUCUCAACCAGCAAAAAUACUAAACUUUUUAAGAAAACAGAAAUAUAAUGCUGAUUAUGAACUCUCAGCAAAACAAGGGGCAGAUACUCUGGCUUACAUUGCUCUCCUAGAAGAGAAGCUUCUUCCUGCAGUGCUUCACACUUUCUGGGUUGAGAGUGAAAAUUACUUUACUGUGACAAAGCCAUGGUUUGCUUCACGAAUUCCUUUCCCCUUGAGUUUGAUCCUGCCUGGAAGAAUGUCUAAGGGAGCACUGACUAGGAUUCUCCUGACCAGAGGACAGCCUCCCCUCUACCACCUUCGAGAAGUGGAAGCACAGAUAUAUAGAGAUGCCAAGGAGUGCCUAAAUCUUCUGUCAAACAGAUUGGGAACAUCUCAGUUUUUCUUUGGAGAUACGCCUUCUACUUUGGAUGCCUAUGUGUUUGGUUUUCUUGCACCUCUUUAUAAAGUACGCUUCCCCAAAGUUCAGUUACAAGAACACUUGAAGCAGCUCUCCAACCUGUGUCGCUUUUGUGAUGACAUCUUAAACAGUUAUUUUAGGCUUAGUCUUGGAGGAAUCUCUCCUGCUGGACAAGAAAUUGUAGAUGCAAAUCUGCAGAAACUCACACAACUUGUAAAUAAGGAAUCCAAUUUAAUUGAAAAGAUGGAUGACAAUCUUCGCCAAAGCCCUCAACUUCCUCCUCGGAAACUGCCGACACUUAAGUUGACUCCAGCAGAAGAAGAAAGCGAUUCCUUACAACGGCUAUCACCCUGAUAGGCGACAUGCUUUGUGUCCAAAGUCAUAUGAUUGUUGCGGUAAUCUCUUACACUAAGUGGGUGGAGGCAAAAAGAAAAUGCCAUGAAUAGGUAUAAAGAAGACUCUAAGACAAAAGAAACUUUCUAUGACAUCUAUUUUUUUUAAAAUUAGGAAGCUUGUAUUUUAGCUUGGCAGUGCACUUUAAAUACCAUCAAAGUGAAUGCUAGAUGAACUUGGGAAAAAAACACAACACACUGUACUGUAUAUAUAUAUAUAUAGAAACACCCUGCCUUAACCUUGGCAGAUUUUUGCCUUUGGUUCAUAUGUUGCUGACCAAAAGCUGUAAUUCUGUUCUGAACAUGCACUCUUAAUUUAUUCAAGCUAAUUUAUUUAGUUUUCUUAGACCAGUCUGAAUAUCCAAUAUGUGGCUCUUUGGCUGAGGCCUUUUUCUUCUGUUUAGAAAUCUGAAGCCUAUUUUAGACAUGAAAAACAUAUUAUUCUAAUAUUCUAAUGUUCUAUUUACUUCAAUAGAAAAGCCUCUAUUUAACUUUAAAAAGCGAUGAGGAAUGUGCUGUUUAAUUAUGCUUUCACAAGUCUCAUCUUUUGGGGGGUUAGUACCAUAUGUAAAUAUUAAAGUUGUUUAUAUAUAAUAUUUAUCGGACUAUAUGCACUUCAGUAUAACAUUAGUAUUUGCCGGUGUGUUCAGUAUAGGUUAGUAAGGGCUCUUUCAGUUUAUUGAGCAAAUGUGGCAGCUUUAGACCUAUGUAUUUAAAGUAUAUUUUUAGUCAUCUCUUUCUUGGAUUGAUUUCAGGAGAACUGAAUGUGUGGGUCAUCGUUAUACCAGACUGUAAAGUCUUAUUGAAACUUGUCCCAUUCUUAGACAUUACUCAGGAGGAGCCCACCACCAGAGUAAUAGAAGUACCUACUGUGCGCCUGGUCCAAGUUCACCAUCCUUGGCUUAGACCAGUGCUCUUUCAUAGGAAGCAUGUCAUGUAGUCAAAAGCUUUAUGACAACUAAUUAUUUUUAUGUAGUUUAACUACAGUUGAAGGAUCCAAUGGAAUAAUUGGAAAUAGCAGUACAUUUUUAAGACUAUUUUCUACUUAUUGGUUGCUGAACUGUUCAAGAAUUUGCUGUGCAAGUAAUUUUAUAAUAGAAUCUUGCUUAUUUCAGUGGCUUAGGUGCUUCUGUUAUCCUAAAACCACUUCUGGGGUUUUUAAAAUAUAGGACCAUGUUUUUGAUUAGUGUCUUAAAAGAUUACUAUGGUGCUCAGCAAAUCUUAUCAUGUCCUGCAGAAACCCACGUUAAGAAAACAGCUUUGUAGCCAGGGGAUUCGUCUAAUUUGAGCUGAGUGGAGCUCAGCUGUGUUUGACCUCCAUCCUCUCAAUUUGUUCUGUAUUUAGGUAGCUAUUUAUACAGAAGUCUUUAAGUCCUUGUAAAUAUUUUUCUUGAGAGUUUUAAUUAAGUGAGAAACAAGGUAGUCUUCAGAAUUUUGCCUUUAUCUGUUUGGAUGCAUUUAGGGAAAGGAGUGAGUUGCAUGUUACUUCUGCAACAGGUGGGAGAGUGUGUGCGCGUGUCAUGCGUUACUCUUCUGUGAGGGUCCAGCAAUCUGAAGUCUGUAUGAAUAUUCUGUAUUGAAAAUCAUGACCAGAGGAUUUUAUUGUCCUCAAUGAUUGAUGUAUAUUGGAGAAGGUUGGUUAGCACAUUAAUCAGACAUCUGUUUAUGCAUUAGUCAGGGUUAGUCAUCUUCAAUUAUGAUUUGUAUAUUAAAAUUUCCACAGAGCAUCUGAUGUGGCUUAAAAUUGUCAAACACAAGUAAAACAGGACACUUAAAAUUAGUUUUGGAAGAAUAUAAAAUUUAUAGGAGAAAGAACUAUACCAACCCUAACAGAUUCUAAAAUUGAAUAGUAAAUUUAACUCCCAAGUUUCGGUUUUCGAACGACUCCAUUGACGACAAUUUGGUUUAUGAAUGCUGUAAACCCGGAAGUAAAUGCUUCGGUUUUCGAACACGACUCAGAAGUCAAACAUGUCACACGGCUUCCGCUCAGUGCAAGAUCCUGAGGCCUAGCUGUCAGCUGUUUUCGAAUGUUUCAGAACUCGUGGACUACGUUCGAAAACUGAGGUACCACUGUACUGGGUUAUGUAAAUUUUUCUGCCAAUAAAACUACAAUGUCCAUGAAGAAGAAAAAUGUGUUUAAAUUUUUAUAAGAAUGUGGGCGAUCAUGUUCCUACAACACAAACUUCAGCUGAUAAGCAUACUGCAAUGUUUCAGGUGUUGAAAGUUUAAUAAAAAAGAUGUCACUUUAGAGUAACAAUUAUAUGUCCUUUUUUAGUAGAAAAGAUGACUGUAAAUAUGGUUUAUUUCCUUUUGGUCAUUCCUGCUCUGAACUGCCUUUAGCCUUGUAUUAUAUAGGACAUGAUGCUUCUAGAUUACCUUUCCUACGAUGCAAAAUGGGAUUUAAGAUAAGUGCCAAUUUGUAUGUUGGUUUAUUUAGUUGCACUUUUUGGUAUAAGCCAAUGAAAUGCUAGGAAGCUGUAACCAAGCACAAACCGCUCCAGAGAUGUGCCGCUCAUAUAGGAAGUGUUUGGAAAGGAACAGCUUCCCAGACUGGGCAGAGAGCUUGUGAUCAGCCUGUCAGGGUAUGCUUUGGAUAAAGUUUGACUUUGCUGAGAUAAACGUCUACAAUCUUAAACAAACUGCUGUGAGCUACUUUCUUUUGGAGGUGCUGAUGGAGUAUAAUAUAAAAGGGACUAUGUUUGUAUUUAUAUUUUUUGGUGGUAUAAGAUUAGAAAAUUGGUCAGAUAAUUCCCAUAUGAUAAAGAUCCUCCAUCAACUAUCAUCAGUCAUCCAGAAGACUACCAUUCUCUUAACACUACAACUAAAGAACAAUGAGGAUAGUCAUUCCUUCAUAAAGCUUUCCCCCCCUACAAAAGUUGGCAUGGACAAGCAAAUCAAAUUUCAACUUAGGUAUGUUUGUAUUAUUUUGGGGGGUACUAGAGGAUUAGAGAUUAUACAUUAAAUCAAAAGCCUUUUGAUUUCCAUUUGUAAUUUCUAUUUAAUAUUGCUAGAUAUAUUAACAUGAAGGAGUGGAGAAGCUUAUUUCAAUCAGAGCUAAGUUAUAAUUUUCAGAAGUCUGCAAAAAUGGAAAAAACUAGACAUCAAAAGAGGCAAAAAUUGGAAACAGUAUCUCAGAAAACCAAUUUUUUUAAAGGUAGCUUUGUGUGAUAAAAGUUUGAAGUUAGUAGUAUGUUUUCUUAGAGCCUCUUCCAAGAAUAUACAUUGACCAGGUCCGUUAGAUUUUGACAGUGUUUCCUAAACUGUCAACAAUUUUAACCCUUUAAAACUAAAAUAUAAGUGCUUAAACGUAAAGACAAAAAGCUGAAUGAUGGAUACACAGGAUUUCUCUGUACUGUUUUUGCAACUUGUGAAUCUAUAAUUAUUUUAAAAGGGUCUUAUAAGUAAAUUCAAUAGAGUACAUUUAUCAUUAUCUACAUAAACUAUGAUUUAAAAUGUAUUGCUGCAAAGAUGGUAUCUGUAUUCAGUUCCAGCUGAAUACAUAAUAUAAAUUAAAUAAUUUAUUUCAUUCUUGAGUUUAAAGAAAAAAAACAACUCAGGUUUAUAGCCAGUGAUUAUCUAAAGAUCUGUUUUGCCUUAUCAGAAAAGAAAAAACAACCUAAAAUCAAGAACUCCUUUUUCCUAGGAUAUAAAAAUUCUAUGAUUUUAUGUUUGUACUUAUAUCUUUUUCUUUCUAUGGUACUGGGUUUACUUUUGAGGAUAAAAUAUUUUUUAAAAGUUCUGUCUCUCCAUGUGGUAGUCCUUAUUUGCUUUGCAUGUGUUACCUCUAACUGCACAGUGUGACAAGCUGUUCACCAGGAACACGCUUUGAUGAACAAGGUGCAGCAUGUCUGCGUGCUUUUUGUUUUAAGCUCACAGGGAAUUAGUAAUUGACUUUGUCUUGCUUUGGUUAUUUAUAUACUCUGAGCACAGCCACAGAGUAUAAUUUGGAUUGUGGUGAUCGUCUUUUGUAUAUGUUGUUGGCGUUACAGUUCUCUUUUGCCUUUUCUUGUUCAGCUCUUGGAAUUCACAUUUCCUUUUCAUUGUUUUCAUGUUUCUUAAGCAGAUCAUUAAGAAAUUUGUUGUUAGUGACAUGAACCAAAGGCCAGCAAUCCUAUUAUCCUCAAAGGUUUAAUUGAAGUUUCAGUAGAUCUUCAAAAUGCUGAUUUUCACAGAGCUGUAAAGAUGGAUUUCUUCUUUUUAAGGGUUUGCAAAAUAGUUUAGCUCAAAACUCUUGUUGGGAUGUAGUGUUUGUUAGGAGCUCAGGUUACCAGCCUUCGACUUCAAACUAUUGUGAUUGAGGUGGAGAAGUAUUCUCAGAAUCAAAAAUAUACAGUGAGUAUUUGUGCCAGAUGAAGAGGCCAAUCAUGACAGCUGAGAAGUAACAUUCGUGAACAGUGACAUAAGAAAGGGUACCUUUGAGUUGGAUGUUUGUACAUAGAGAGGGGAAUUUUUUUUUUGUGAUACAAAAAUAUUCACAGCAAAGCAAAGUCGUUUCUUCAUUUAAAAAACACAGGAAAAUAAGUCUUUUUGUAUCCUCAUUAUUAUUUUGAAAUUAUACAGUAAGAUUUUUAAAAAACCAUCUUAGUUCCUUGGAGAAACAGUUCCUGAAGGACUAUUUUGGCAGACUAGAUCAUUAGUAAGUGUGUAGAGGGUCAAAUAAAUUUGGGAAAUGCUGGGUUAGACAAAGUUAAGUUACUGUAGACUUUUGAGAACUUUUGAUAAUGCUGUUGUGUGGUUUGAGUUUCCAAGACGGACCUGUAUUUUAUACACUAUUUCCCUGAUUUAUUUUCAUGUGGAUUUUUUUGUAAAAUACGUGUCUUGUGAGAUUUGGGUUCUGAGAAAUACAUGUAGGGAAAUGCCUUAGAGUGUUUUGCUUGUUUGUGCUCAUUGCAAAGGUUUCCUGUUUGGUGCCCCUUUAGUGGGUGGUUACAAUGGGAAAAGACAGCUCAGGACUAACGGCCCACGGAACGGAGAGAGCGGUGGGUGGCUGCGGGUUUGCUAGGUUGCUUAGUUAGGCACAUGUGAGGCCCCUGGCAGUCCAGCGCCUUUCCCUAGAAUCAGCUUGAAACAGCAGUACAGGGGUGUGAACUAGUGGUUUCAGAGAACUAACCGGUUCUUAGGACUCUAGGGGACUACGGGGGAACCAACUUGGAAUUACACAACAAUUUUCCAAACUGUUUUUGGCUGUGCUUUAGAAGUGCCAAAAAGGUGCUGAGUAUUUACAGCACUGAAGUCAUAUAGAAACUGAUUAUUAUACACACACACACACACACACACACACACACACACACACACACACAGUACCAUAGAAAGUUUACAGUUGCUUCAGUGACAAAGCAAAGGAAGGUUCAUACCUUCAAAUUCUAUUCUAUUACUGAAAACAUGGUCUAAGUAAAGAUUGUAUGUUUGUGUGUACAUUUUCUAGGAUGUGGGUUUACAGUUUUCAUUAAAUUCUCAGCAGCUUCUAUAUCCCCCAAAUUUUAAAACUCACUAGCCUCCAAAUUUCAGGGGACUAAGUAUGUUUGAUUUCAUUUCAAAGUAUCAAAUCAGAUCACUAAUCAUGCAUAAGAUACUUUUGUUUGUUUUCUGCAGUGUAUACGGUUUCAUAUUUGGAACUCCACGCUUUGGAUAUGCAUUUGAUAGAAAGCUUGGCUUUGGGUUUUGAGUUGUGGUGUAAUGAUGAACAUCUAGCCACGUGAAAAACAGUUGGACCUUUGUUCUGAUUCUUAAGUUUUCCUCAUGCAAAUUUAGAGAAAUGCCUUUUAAUCAUUUAGUUUACAUAUCCCAGAUCCUUGGAAGUCAAGAAAAAUGACUUGCCAGAGUUUGCAUCAGUCCUAAGCGAGUCAUGCACUGUAGAGAAGGUUGUGCUGGCCAUUCUUUCUUUGGUCUGCUGGCUACUUCUCUUGCAUUGCUAUCAUCUUUAUUUCUUGGAGAAGGAAGGGUAUACUCAAGCUUUUAUGUUAAUUGCAUAAAGAUGAGUCUUAUUUCUCUUUUGACUUUAUGUAAAAUAGGAAAUGAUGUCUUUCCAUUUUUCUGUUCAUCUUGAAGUGAAAAUUUGAGGUAUUUGUAAUGUAACUUGAGCUUUCUGGAUGAUGGUCAGCAAAGAAGAUAAAUAAGAAAUAUAUGUGUCCACGUGUUGGCUUUGUUCCACCAAGCCUGUCUUUGAAUGGAAAACAUUUUAAACAUCUGUUCUAGUGUAUAAAUACUGUAGUUUUGUUAUAAACAAUCUUAAAAUAAGCAAUGUUGAUCAUAAUUUCAAUAUUCUAGCCUUGCCUAGUAUGAAUAUAUUUUACUCAGAGACUAUGUAUAAAUACCCAGAAGUGGUAAUGAUGAUCAAUGUGUAAAGAAUUUAUUCUGAUAAAUGAGAAACUGGAUAUAAUGUCAAAAAUAGCUAUUUUCGCAAUAAAAUCUCAAAUUGCC